AUGCGGCCCCUGGACCACGCCCGGUGCUGGGCGCUGCUGCUGCUGCUCGCCCUCCUCAGCGACUCUGCCGGCGGCCGCCGAGGGGCCGGGGGGCUCCGCGGGGGUUUCCGCGCCGUGUCCCGAGGCGGGGGAGCUCCGGGCCGAGGCUCCAAGGUGGCCGGAGCCAUCGCCGCCGGAGCUGCCGCCGGCUACGGCAUGGGGCUGCUGGGUCGCCCGCGGCCGUCCCGCCUGGGUCACGGCGUGCCGGCGGCGCGACAGCCGCUCCCCGCCGGAGGGUUCCACGCCGGGGGCUGGCCCGAGGCGGGGGGCAAGCGGGGAGCCCCCAGCCGAGCCCCCGGGCGGCGGAGCGCCGGGCUGGGGCCGGCCCUGCUCCUGGCGUGGGGCGCUUGCCUGGCCGGGCACGGGCUGCAGCGCUGA
Molecule: messenger RNA, 417 nt
Organism: Hirundo rustica (Barn swallow)
Lineage: Eukaryota; Metazoa; Chordata; Aves; Passeriformes; Hirundinidae
Product: shadow of prion protein-like
Exons: 1
Coding region: 1-417 (138 amino acids)
Source: RefSeq, a predicted model, not a curated record